CUCGAAAUCGUCUAUCGUAAAUUUCUUCCGUUGCUGAUUUCUUUGCUGAAUCAACUGUUUCGCGUUCCGGUUGGCGACACGUCGCGUCUCGUCGGCCAACUCGAGGAACGUAGGCUCGAUAAUUAGAGCGCACCUAUUAAUCGAAAGUGAUUACGAAACGCCUCGCAUGCUUGCUCCGGUGCAGCAGCGCGUGUCGACCAAGUAAAACGGCUGCGGCCGUAGCAAGGAAAUCAGCAACGUCCGUGCUCGCGCGAAAUUAGCUCUUUGCUGGUUGUUCGUAGCGCGCGUCUGGUAAUCGCGAUGAGAUCGAGCGGCGCGAGUGGAAAGGUUUCGUGGAGCAUCCGUUCGUACGUUCGUUCGGUCGGUCGACCGUUCGACCGUUCGACCGUUCGCUGCUUCGCCCGUUGGCCUUUCCUCGUGUUCGUUCGUCGUGGAAACUUUUCGGUGAUUCAUUCCUUCCUCGUGACCUGAACAGCUGUUGCGCGCCUCCACUCACCUCCUCUCGCUUCUUCUCGCCUUUGCUUCCUUCGAGCUCUCUCAAGCAAGGAAUCGUUUGUGCGUGACAAGCCGCGUAAUCCGGUAUAAAUAGGUCCUCCAGAGUCCUACCUCCUACGGAUUUCCUACCUUCCUUUGCGAAUUCUCUACCUCCUUUGCCUCUCGAUACUUUCCUUUCGACUGAACGCGACUCUACCUACUAUGUAUGUACAUAUCUCUUGCAUUUUGCUCGCGGGGCCAUUCCCGAUGACAUUCGACGACCGAAUUAUUCCGCUCUCAACUGUUUGAAAGGUCGUUCGUGACGCGCCGAUCGUAUUCGACUUUGUACAUUUUUGCCGCUUUCCCGACGAUCAUCAAAUUAUGCAACUAUGUUUUUACCAAUGCAACGCGGCAAUUGUUCUGUCGUAGUCGCGUCGAAUGGAAGUAUGUAAAUAUGUAUGUAGGUUUCUCGGCGCGCGCUUCGUUCCUGUUUCCUACUAGACUGAUCGCGGCCGUUUCGUUUCGUUUCGUCAGUCGCAUCUCGAAAAUUGCUCGUUCAACAAGGUAGAGUAACUAAGUAUGGUCGCGAAAUAACGGGAAGCGUCCCAGAUUCCUCGAGAAAGAGAGAGAUUCCAGGUUUCAGCGAUAAACACGAAACGGUCGAGCCAAAGUCGACGAAGGAACUGUUGCUUUUUCCAUUUCGAACAGAGGGGAAAAUUUGGCGAAUUUUCAACGUUGCGAAAGCUGUUUUGCGAUACGUGCGAAUGCGACAACCUCUAUCGCUUGCAUAGAGAUGAUACGUUGGGCGUCGCGAUAACUUGGCCAUCGCGAAACAUCGAGCUCGAAAGAUCGCUCUUUGAAUCCACGUUCUUUUCAAAAACAGUUGUCCGUUAUCUUGUCAAACUCACGGAUCCGUGUCUCUCUCGCUCUUCAAAGAUUGCACGAGGAUUCAAUGUCAAAAUAAAUUUCACGAGUAGCAAUCGUGAAAAACGAUAUUUGCGAGUAUUGCGCAACCGAGAAAUUAUAUCGUCAAAAAAUGAUUCCAUACUUGUUAGACUCGAUUUCUCGUUGUCUUCGCGAUCGGGUGGCGCGUUUCGUUUGCGUCGAUUGGAUAAACUUCGAUAUCGAUAUCGAUAUCGAUCGCGAUCGCACGGUUCGCGUUAUCUCUGAAGAAUAACAGGAAGAAAACGCAACUUGAUCUAUUUUUCGGUCAAAGAUUUGAUUCGAUCGAGUUCUUUUCCCCGUUCGCAACGAGCAACUCAACCUUUUUAAUCGGUCCUCGUUAUUUUUACGCGAAUUCGUUGAAUAUCGAUCGUUUCAAGGUACUGUGAUAAUCCGAAAAUUCAAUCACGAUAUCUCCUCGGCGAUAAAACGCGCGUUGAAUUCGCGGAAGGAAGCAAGGAUCGUGGUAACGCUCGCAAAAUAUUUACACGGCCGAGAGAGCCAUUCCAGCGUGUUCGUCGAGGAGCUACAACGAGUUGCCUUGCCUUGCCUUACCUUACCUUACUUCACCUUACCUUGCUUCACCGCUUUCCUUCCUUCUUCGAGAUCGAUUACGACAUCUUUUCCAACGUUCGAUUUCCUGCUUUUUCGAUCGUGUGCGCUACGACUCGUAGCAGACCCGAUUAAUAGCUUUUGCUCUGCUUCCGCGCUUCCGUUCCUCCGUUUCUCCGUUUCUCCGUUUUUGCACGCAACCAUGAGAUCAAGCGGUGUACGCGAACGGACGAUUGAUCGAUCGAUCGUUAAUUACGUUCCCGCGACGACGCGUCAUCGUCCUCGACUUUGGAGCGUAUCGUAUCCAGGAAGAAAACACGCUCGAAUGAAUCCGCAUAUAAAGGUCGCGGGUCGACCGGAUGACGUGCGAGCUGCGAAGGAGAAGAUAAUGGAAAUUUUGGACACGAGGCAGAGCAAUCGAGUAACCAUGAAACUGGAUGUAAGUUACACCGACCAUUCGCACAUCAUCGGAAAGGGCGGUCUGACGAUCAAACGAGUGAUGGAGGAAACUGGAUGUCACAUUCAUUUCCCGGACAGCAAUCGUAGCAACCAUCAAGAGAAGAGUAAUCAGGUGUCGAUCGCUGGAGAAAUGGAGGGUGUCGAACGAGCCCGUGCUCGAGUCAGGAAUCUUACGCCUCUGAUCUUCUCGUUUGAAUUACCGAUCAUGGGCUCUUCGCAGACCGUGCCGGAUUCCACUUCGCCGUACGUGGUUAAGAUUCAAGAGAAAUACAACGUCCAAGUGAUGUUUCGCACCAGACCAAAACUGCACGCUACCUUGGUGGUGGUGAAAGGUUGCGAAUGGGAGGUAUCUCAGGUGAAGGAAGCAACCGUGUUGCUCAUUCACUACAUGUGCCAAAACCUAGCUAAUCAAAUACAAGUACAAAUGACGAUGGAGAUUUCGCCGCAGCAUCACAGCAUCGUUCUCGGGAAGCAAAGCAGUAAUCUGAAGAUGAUCAUGCAACGCACAGGCACUCAGAUAAUGUUCCCCGAUGCCGGAGAUCCAAACAUUCCCAGCCUGAAGAAGAGCAACGUGACGAUCACCGGUGGCAUUCACAACGUCUACUUGGCUCGGCAACAAUUAGUGGGUUCGCUGCCUUUGGUUCUGAUGUUUGAUCUUCCCGAGGACUCGAUGUCCUGCGUCGACACGGAAAACAUUUCGCAGUUGAUGCAGUCGUUGGACGUUUUUAUAAACGUGAGGCACAAGCCGAAACAGAGCACGCUGUCGGUCAUCAUAAAAGGGAUCGAACGAAACGCGAGUAAUAUUUACGAAGCGAGAAAACAGCUUUUGGGCUUGGACGAGCCCCGGGUACACGCGGAGAUACCUGCCACUUACCAUAUUCCGAACGCAGGAAAUGUCUUUCAAGGAAAUACCAGCAACGGUACAGGUACCAACAACAAUCUGAUGGGCAAUCUAUCGGAAAGCUUGUCAAACAUCUUGACGAUAAACACGCAGAAUCCACCUUACUGCGUGUCGCCGAUGUCUCAUUCGCCGAACCCUCUGGGCUUGUCGCCUCACUGGGGCUUGUCAACGAUACCCUCCAUGUUCUCGCCGAUUCCGCUUCAUCAUUCUUACCCAUAUCCGCAUCUUAAUCACCUGCUGACCACGCAGCACGUGUUGCACAACAACGGGAUGCCUCCUCAUUCCCACGGACUGACGAACCACGCUUUGACCAACAUCGGCCAGCUUCACACCAACGUGCCUACCGGCUUUCACAGUAUUCCCGGACUGAACGGUAGUUCCUUGCCAGACAGCAAAGAAGGCAGUGCUUACUCGUCGUUGAGCAGCGUUUCUAGUUCUCUAUCUAGUCCAGCAAUCAGUCCUCGUAAUGUAUCACCGGUCAAUCCUAUCGAGACUAGUCCUAAUUUAGAUUUAUCGAGUAUGCUGUCCGAUCUGUCGGUCCCGGAUCGACGCGCACCAGGUUGCGAAAAGAAAUCCUUGGAAAUGGCUGUGCAACAGAAUUUCGCCCCGUUCGACUACGAGCAGAAGAAAAUGUUGGCGGCGAAAGCGAUUCAAAGGAAACCGAGCUUCAACGAUUAUCGCGUGCCCACGUCAGCUUGGUCCGGUUAUGGGCUCAGCCAAUCCAUUCCUCCCGUAAGCACGACCGACUUGAACAAAGAGUUAACGGCCACUUCUCAUCCGUCCGAUUUGUGGAAAGAACCGACGACACCGGUCUACGGCAAGGAGGUCGAAUUUGCUAUCGGUUCCAGCAAAGAUCGCGUUGGACAGAUCGGUAUAAGCUCCAACUACAUGGAACACACGCCUACUUCGCAUCUGAACAGAAUCACUUCUCAUCGGUACGACGACUUGACCAGCAUGCUCACCAGUGUCGGACUGGAGAAAUAUAUACGCCUGUUCACGUCUCACGAAGUGGACAUGGCUACGUUUCCCUCGCUAACGGAUAAAGAUCUCUGCGAAAUUGGGAUAAACGCUUGGGGUGCGAGACGUAAAAUAAUGCUGUUGAUCGCUGAAAUGAACAAACGAACCAGCCCGUUUUGCGGGAGCGCGGCUCCCGGUGCAGAGCGCAAGUCGUCCAACGCCACCAUCGCCUCCAGCACGAUGGAAAAGUGUAAUCUGGACAGCAAGUGGUAAAACGAGGACAAAAAAUGGUGAUAUUCUUAGAGAACCGUUGAAAAGCAACGGACUUGAACAGGAUUCUC
This is a messenger RNA of Osmia bicornis bicornis, 4626 nucleotides long. It is a transcript of the gene BicC, whose product is annotated as protein bicaudal C homolog 1-B. The transcript has 12 exons. NCBI's taxonomy places the organism in Eukaryota, Metazoa, Arthropoda, Insecta, Hymenoptera, Megachilidae. Gene Ontology annotation, cellular component: cytoplasm. Gene Ontology annotation, molecular function: RNA binding; protein binding. The record is from RefSeq and is a predicted model, not a curated record. Bases 2171 to 4558 code for a protein of 795 amino acids.